GGCAAUGUUUUAGAGUUUUUUCGAAGCCUAAUAAGGAAAAGUUAAUUUAUUAUUUUGCAAUAUAGCCUUUGAUAUAACAUUUGUAUAUGUAUUAGCUAUAUUUAAUUUUUUUUGGAAUAAUAUUCAAAUAUAUGAUGCAUAUUAUUCAUUAGGACCUUUAUCUAAGUUUUUAUUAAUUUAGCAUUUUUCAGGGUAUGGAAUCAAAGAAUUUAAUGGCAAAAAUUUUAUUUUAACUAUUUUAAUGUAUGUUUGGUCUGUAAGAUUAUUUACUCAUAUUUUUGGAAAAUGGGAAGGUUUUCCCGAUUAAGAUAAAAGAAUAACUACGAUAGAAUUCAAAGGUUAUGGUGGAAAAAAAAGAUUUUUUUUUUGGUUAUGGUUUAGCCCUUUUAUUGCUUUUAUGAAUGCUUUACUAAUUUCUUUUCUUACUUUGCCUGUUACUUUAUUUUAAUUUAGAAAUCCUAACCUUUAUGAUAAUUUAGUUGGAGAAAAUCUCACUCUAAGUGAUUUUGUUGGCUUUUUGGUUGCUUUCUUUGGAUUAGCUGUUCAAACUAUUGCCGAUUAGGAAUCUGUUUGGUGGAGGACAUAUGGGAAAACAAAUAAAGUUGCUGAUUAUGGGACUAGAAGAUAUGUUAGAUAUCCCUAAUAUUUUGGAGAAAUUAUAUUCUGGGCUGGAGUUUAUAUUUUCACUAUUUCUUCAUUCCCUUCAAAUAUAUUUCAAGAUUAUAGCCAAUGGAUUUAUUGGCCCAUAGGUAACAUAUUGGAAACUUUAUGGCUUUGUCAUAUGAGUGAUAUAAUGGAUAAUUAGGUUUUGAAAAGAAAAGAUAAUUGGAAAGAAUAUAAAUAAAAAGUAAAAUUUGCUUUAAUACCUUUUUUUAGAUUUUGA
Molecule: messenger RNA, 883 nt
Organism: Ichthyophthirius multifiliis
Lineage: Eukaryota; Ciliophora; Oligohymenophorea; Hymenostomatida
Exons: 1
Biological process (GO): lipid metabolic process
Cellular component (GO): membrane
Molecular function (GO): oxidoreductase activity, acting on the CH-CH group of donors
Source: RefSeq, a predicted model, not a curated record